AUCUAAUCACACGGUUAUCUGUAGGAGAAAGCGUCCGACAUUCUUACGGCCCAGCCUAGCACGGAGCAAAGCCCAGAGUUUCCAGCUUGGAAUGAACAAGCCGGCCCCGGAGUCUCAACCACCUCCCUUCAAGUUCCAGAGCCGGGGAAAUAGGACGACCCUUGGCGCAUCUGCCACGUUGGAGGACAUGUUCUGCGAGUCAUCGCCUCAGAGGGAGCGUCCGUCGCUCAAGAAUAACUCCACCGGCAAUUUGUUGUGCGGCGCUCGUUUGAAGCCACCGUUUGGAAGUAGCACCAGCCACGCCCGUGGAAAUGGGUCCCCCUCCGCGGCGUCGGUCCGCAAGAAUGCACACCCCACCAUGCGCCCGCGUAAGCAGUGCAGACGUUCGUUGAGCAUGUUUGAGCAUCCCGAGGAUGUAGUCGAAAACGAGGCCACUCUAAUUACAAAUGCACCACUCCCGUCGAUCAUCGACAUUGAAGGAUCCCCCAGCCUGCAGCUUCCUCACGUCUUUUCGGAGGACCAGGCAGAUACGUUGCCUCGUAUCGACAAGAGCAUUCUCGUAGAGCUCAUGGAUGGAAAAUACAACGAUCGUUUCGAUAACGUUAUGAUUAUUGACUGCCGCUUUGAGUAUGAGUACGAGGGCGGCCACAUCACGGGGGCCGUCAACUACAACGACAAGGACCACCUGGCAGCCGAACUCUUCGCCUCUCCCAAGCCGCGGACGGCCUUGAUCCUCCAUUGCGAGUACUCGGCCCAUCGAGCCCCGAUUAUGGCCAAGUACAUUCGUUGCCAGGAUCGCGCAUUCAACGCCGACCACUACCCGCUACUCACCUACCCGGACCUGUACGUGCUGGAUGGUGGCUACAGUUCCUUCUUCUCCGAGCAUCGAUCACUGUGCUUCCCGCAGAACUAUGUCGAGAUGUCCGCCAAGGAGCACGAAUUUGCAUGUGAGCGAGGCCUUGGUAAGGUCAAGCAACGGUCCAAGUUGAACCGUGCUCACACUUUUGCCUUUGGAGAGAGCUCGCCUCAGAUGGAAGACAGCCCCACUGGGCGGUGUCGCAACGGGCCCGGCGAGCGCAACCGGUUCCUGGCCUCUCCGUUUGCCGAGAGCCCGGCAUCGAGCCGACUUUCGGGCCGACGCAUGCUUUCAUACUGAACUAACGAAACCUGGUGCAACAUACCGCGCCACGCAAUGAUGUUAUGACUGACUUGGGACAAACCAUGCUGCGACCACUGGAUCGCUUUCAUCUGCCCUUGGUCCUUUCCUUUUGCCUCUCAGCAUACCCAAAAUGGCCAGUGCAGGUCAAUUGGCUGAAUAAGUGCAUUUGCGAGUUUUGGCGCACGCGGUUACAUCCUUGGGCUCUGGAGGUGAACGCAUCGAUUCUUUGGAUGUGGCGUUCUACCGACACCCCGUUCCGCUCAUUUUGAUUCUCGGUUUUUUCCUACCUAUGCCUUGGGAUGUGGUGAAGAAAGAGGACGACACGAAAUUUGGCAGUUUGCUUUUGGGUGGGUUUUGACGACCCGAAAUGAUGAUUCCGACGUGGAACACGACCCAGAACACCACAACCACGAUCGAUGUUGAACCGACAUGACAUCCCUUUUCACCGCCCACUCCCUUGGGACCUUUCCUAUGUCUUUUUU
Molecule: messenger RNA, 1641 nt
Organism: Aspergillus saccharolyticus JOP 1030-1
Lineage: Eukaryota; Fungi; Ascomycota; Eurotiomycetes; Eurotiales; Aspergillaceae
Gene: nimT
Product: putative tyrosine protein phosphatase MIH1
Exons: 1
Coding region: 92-1156 (354 amino acids)
Biological process (GO): protein dephosphorylation; positive regulation of G2/MI transition of meiotic cell cycle; G2/M transition of mitotic cell cycle
Cellular component (GO): cytoplasm; nucleus
Molecular function (GO): protein tyrosine phosphatase activity
Source: RefSeq, a predicted model, not a curated record